CACGUGACAAUGUUUACUUUAUUCUGGAAAAUCAAGCGGCUAUCGGCUAAACGGCGACGAUUGUGUGGCCGGAAAUGUUUUACAUCAUUCAAAGAUAAACGUCUGACCAAGUGUCACGCACAGCUGAAUAAUAGAGAUGAGCAACUCCAGCCAGAGAGCCAGAGAUCUGCUGACUGCCUAUAAUCACAGUUUGGACCAGCAAAUUGUGGGACGAGGCUCCAACCUUGCAUGUAGAGAUGAGGAGCUAUGGAAGCAGGUGGAGAGGCAGCUGAGGGAAGGAGAUGCUCAGGUGACACAUUGCCUGGGUUUGGAUCCACUGAAGGUGAUGGAGGAGUCGCUCAAGGCAACAUCAACAACACCAGCCAGUGGUGGGCAAGUAAAAGCCAGAGGAGGGCUGCAAGGCCUGGCUAAAGCUUUUGAGGUCCUGGAGCAAGCGGCCCUGAACCUGUAUCUCGGUCCCUGGAGGGAUGAGUACAAAGUAGUCAAGAUGUACUCUGGUACAUUCACCCACUAUAUCAAACCAGUGCUGUCGAUGCCACAGAUUGAAAAACUGUUUGGCCUGUUAGGAUACCAGCCCAGCUCAUCUCGGCACGAGCAACUUUUUCUCCAAGCACUCAGAAUCAGUCCUGCUUCUCUGGAAGAUCUCCUCCGUAUGUCUUGUGCCUUUUACCUGGCCCGUUGUGAGUGUCGCCUCCUUGAAAUGGCUCUUGGGAAGCACGUUGGUGACGCCCAGUGGGAGCUGAGUGUGGUGAGAGAGAGGCAGAGAGGAAACAGUCUACAGGUCACCUUGGACAACACCAAAAAGACACUGAAAGUCAACCAGCCACUGAUGGAGCCAUUUGAUGGAGAAUUGGACGUGGAUCUGUACACAGAUGAGCAUGUUAAUGAGGGGGGGGCAGUUGUCAAUGAUGAUGGAAGUCCUCGCUCUUUAACCUGGCUUACAAAACAGAGUGCAUCCCCCCUUGCUGUCAAAACAGAGAGCAACGGAAUGACAUCCUUGUCCCCCUCAUCUACCUCCCUUCCCACCACCUCCUGCAUCUAUGCACCCUGCCAGCUGGCCAAGAUGUCACCUCCGGAGUCAGACAGUGCCCGAAGCUCCUCAGCCAGCAAGAGGCAAGGCAGACAUCCCUGUGAGGAAUCGAAGUUUGACAAAGCAGACGUACAAUCACAUUCAGACAGUCUGCAGUUAGAAGCAAUGGGGCUUUGCAAGAGUGAGGCUGAAGCCAACCACUUUUGUAGCUGUCUCCAAUCUCCUCAUCUUUAUCUUAAUCGCUGUAUUGAAUGCAAAACUUGGCACAAUAUCACCUGUGCUAUGCUUAAGCAUUGUUUUAUGGAAGACCACAGUGUCGUAACCUCUUACAUUACGGCUGAAGAAAUGAACGAAUCAGGAGCAGUGUCACCACAGAGUGAAAGUCUUAGAGUGAGUGACAUGAGUGCAUCACAAACUCUCACCAGCAGCAGUGCAGCAAUGUCCUCCUUAGUCCUGUGUGAUGACCCUAAAUUCCUAAUUCAGUCCCUUCAUCCAAUCACCUUUCAUGACUGCUGCAACCUCGCCCAGCUGGACCCUCAGGUCCUGUGUCGUAGCUGCGGUGUGUUCCACUCUUGUUCCUGCAGAGAUAUAGACUACUGCCAAAUUCACCACACGAUCAAACAACUGGGAGUGUGCGCCUGUGGGAAGGCAUGUUCCAGAAAGCCUCUGGUUCUGUGCAGAUAUUGCGGAAAUGAGUAUUGUAGGGAUUGUUGGUACAGAAGUCCUGUUGUAUGCACCUGUGGUCAAACUUUUGACCAGUCAUCCUCUGUGUGAUUUGUAUUUGAAAAGUAUUUCACUAAUGAGGCACAACUAAAACAAAGUGCCUAAAAUCUGCACACUUUUAAAUCAAUUACAAUCAAAUCCAAAUGUUGCCUUGACACAGUGCUAAAAUCCAGUAUUAAGCGUCCUCCAAAUUUUCAAUUUGGGACUUCUGAGACUCAUUACUCUGUCAUCUAGUUAUUCUGUAAGUGGCCAUAUUUACCAUCAUCACCAUUUAAAAAAUAUUGUGUAUUGCUGAGACAAAGUUGUGAUUACAGUUCUGCUCUUGGAUCACUCACAGUAAAUGUAACUUGGUGCAAAGCACAAGGAAGUAUGUUUUCAUCUGUAUUUGUUGCCUUCAAAUAGACUGGAGUAAAUUGGGUCAAUAUGCUACUUUUCUAUUUUAAAUGUGUUUUAUAAUACAGAUGGGUGAAAAAUUAAAAAUCUGCAGAAUAAUUGGUGAAACAGGAUGACUUGCCUCCAUCCAUAGGGCACAAGGGGUCACUGAAUGGUUUGAUUAGUAUGAAAAUUAUGUGAAUCAUAUUUAGGCCUUCGCAGUCAUCAGAUCCCAACCCAGUUGAACACCUAUGGGAGAUUUUGGACUGACGUGUUAGAUGGCGCUCUCCCCCUUCAUCAUCAAAAUACCAAAUGAGGGAAUUUCUUUUGGAAGAAUGGUGUUCACCCCUUCAGUAGAGUUCCAGAGUUUUGUGGAUUAAUGCCAAGGUGUAGUGAAGCUGUUUUGGUAGCUUGUGGUUGCCCAACACCUUGCUAAGAUGCUUUAUGUUGGUAUUUUCUUUAAUUUGUCACCCGUCUGUACAUGAACAAAUUACAUUGUGUCAGUAGAGUUAUAAGUAUAUACCAGAAUAACUUUGAAAUACUACCUGGAAAAUCAGUUAUCACAUAAUAUUUUAUUCAGUCAUAACUAACAGUAAACAAGCCCUUUCUGAGAACAUUUUAAGGCCUGUAUUUUUUUUGGGUGAGUCUGUGGUUAUAUCUUCCUUUUUGUAUAUAUUUGCUGCAGAAACAAACACAGGCUGCAACUAUUAUUGUCAAUAUCAGUUAUUUUGCGGAUUAUUUUUUUGAUUAAUCGAUUGUUUGGUUGAUAAAAUGUCACAAAACUGAAAAAAAAAAAAAUGUCCAUAACAAUUUCCUAGAGGCUAAGUUGACAUAUGUAGGCAUUUUUGCUUAAAAAUGACUUAAAUGAUUAAUCAAUGGACAAAACUUUUGCAGAUUAUUGUUCUGUUGAUUGAUUAAUAGAGUAAUUGUUUCAGCCCUAAAACAACAUACUUUUGGACAAGGUUUCAGUUGAUAUAGCAAUAAAAAAGUGCUUUAAAGCACAAGGUAUGGGGCGUGCCAAUGUAAUGAUGUACUGUAUGUAUAUGAUGAUCUAUGUAUCAAAAGUUUACCUUUUCAGAAAAAUGGCCUUUUUAAGCUUGGCGACAGAACAGUUUUCUGAUCAUUUCAUAGGUUUAAAUUAUUUUACGAGCAUAUCAAGUAAAAUUUUCUUAGGCUGUUACCCUUCUAAUCCAUAAAUUUGAAAAUCACCAAAUUUGGAGGUGCAUGCAUUUCAUUGGAUGGAUUAAAUCAAUUAAAAAUCUCAUCAGUUAUUUGGCCCAAGACCAAAGUGUCCACUAAAUUUUAUUUAGUAUUAAGUCAUUAAGUUUUUUGGAAACAUACUGCUGACAAAACUCAAAAAAAAAAAAAAAAAAAAAAAAAAAAAAA
Messenger RNA from Xiphias gladius (swordfish), 3511 nucleotides. It is a transcript of the gene spata2l, whose product is annotated as spermatogenesis associated 2-like. Gene Ontology annotation, cellular component: cytoplasm. Lineage: Eukaryota; Metazoa; Chordata; Actinopteri; Istiophoriformes; Xiphiidae. Bases 137 to 1804 code for a protein of 555 amino acids. The transcript has 4 exons. The record is from RefSeq and is a predicted model, not a curated record.